CAGUCACUUUCAAACAAGAAUGGAUAAUAUAUAGGAUUCGAAUGAGAGGCCCAAAAUGAUUCUAACUGUGUAAUCACUUUCUUUCUUUCUUUCCCUCAGCCAUAACUUCCCAAGAAAAGAAAUUAUGCUGUAUCUUAAAGCAAUUCAAACCUGUUUUAUUCCCCGCCAUGGAUGUUUCCCUGAAAGAGAAUUCUUCGGGAAGAAGAGGGUAGUCCUGUCCUUCUGCAAAUCGAAUGGUUCGGAGGAUUCUGAUCAAGAAGCUCCGAAAUCGUCGGGAGGGGAUUUACGCAAGCAGGAACUUCUUGCUAGAAUUGCAAUGCUUCAAGCUCAGAAAGUUCGUCUCACGGAUUAUUUGGACGAAAGAUCGGCUUUCCUGACGCAGUUUGCGGAUGAAGCAAACGCUGAAAUCGACCAGAUUGGUGAAAAUGCCCUCAAGGAGUUGGAUGAAGCCGGCGCCAGGAUAAUGGAAAACAUAGAGAGUCGGAUGCAGGAGUUCGAGGAAUCAACAGAGUUGAACAAACAGGAGAUUGAAGAAAACGAAAAAAAAUUAGCAGAUUUCGAAGACAAGAUUGAGAAAGACAGAAAUGAAUGGCUGUUCUUCAAGAACCUCGGCGAAAAAGCGCCCGUCGACAAGGCACAAGCUAAAGAAGAAAUUGAAAAGAUUCGGGAGCUGAACAAGAAAAGCGCCGGCUCAGUAAUCCGAAGGAACAUCUACAUUGCAUUAAUUAUCUUGGUAAUAAUUGCAAUCGUAGAUGUUGUAGUAUCUUCGGCAUCACCCGACUGGGGGAAGGGUAGUGUUCUAGGGGUCAUUCUGGUGGGCUUGCUUACACAACUAAUCUAUGAACAGAGUAUGUUGUCCGAAACUGACAAAAUCGAACAAGAAAACAGCAAAGAAUAGAUAGUGUGAA
Andrographis paniculata is the source of this 908-nucleotide messenger RNA. RefSeq lists its product as uncharacterized. The coding region runs from base 125 to 898 and encodes 257 amino acids. Gene Ontology annotation, cellular component: chloroplast. The record is from RefSeq and is a predicted model, not a curated record. The transcript is spliced from 2 exons. Lineage: Eukaryota; Viridiplantae; Streptophyta; Magnoliopsida; Lamiales; Acanthaceae.